Molecule: messenger RNA, 5682 nt
Organism: Castor canadensis (American beaver)
Lineage: Eukaryota; Metazoa; Chordata; Mammalia; Rodentia; Castoridae
Source: RefSeq, a predicted model, not a curated record
AGGAGAAGGACAUGGCCAGACGCGGGGCGGGACCCGGAGCGCCAGCCGCAGCAGCUCCCUCCCAGCCUAAGCCCUUGGCCCCGCCUUCUCUCGCGCGGAGCCGUGCGGCAGCCGUUGAGGGUCGUUGCGCAUCCCCCUCCUGGAGCGGCGCCGGAAGCUGGGUGGGCCAGGGGCCCACGAGGCUGAGUCCUGGGAUGGCUCUCCAGGUACCCAUCAGCUUCAAGGACCUAGCUGUGCGGUUCACGGAGGAGGAGUGGCGGCUCCUACAGGAGGGGCAGCGGGAGUUCUACCGAGACGUGAUGCGGGAGAACUAUGAGACACUAGUCUCCGUGGGGACAGCUGAGCUGCUUCCCCUCUCUGCUUUCCUGUCACCUGCAGAGCCUGGAGGAGCCACAGGGGGAGAGAGCUGCGCAAAUGAGGGGCAGGAGCCUUCUGUGGGAGGCCCCCAGCAUAGGGUUCAUUGUGGCCCCUCCGCAGGAGGACAGCCCCUGUACAGCCUGCACCUCACCGCCCUGGUGCAGCUGGUGAAGGAUAUUCCAAAGUUCUUGUUCGGGGAAGUCAAGGGCACUGAUGACAGCCCCGAGAGUGGGGGAGCCAGCCUGGACGGGGAAAGAGUGAGCCCCAAGGCAGCCAUGGCAGUGGAGACAUGUCCUCCCCGAGGCCUGCUCGGCUGCCUUUUAGAGAGCAACUCCAGUGGCCCGCCAGGAGACCAGCAGCAGGGGAGUCCCCUCCCCAUUAGAACUGUUGACAAACUGCAGCCUUUGGUGAAGGAAGACCCAGAAAGCCCAGCCAAGGAGCCCAGCCCUCCCACCUGUAGCUCCAACUGUCCGAAGAGCCACCAAAGACAAGAGAAAGGGACCACAGGACCAGGAAUCUCUCCUGGGAACAGCCCCUUGCAAGGCCUCGUCAACUGCCUAAAAGAAAUCCCUGUGCCUGGGCCUCAGAAACCUGAGGCAGGCUCAAGUUUGCUGCUUUCUCUCCCUGGCCUGAGUGUGUUGAGGCAGACCAGAGUGGAGGAAGGGCCAGGGAGCCCUCCCCAAUCAGUGAAGACCGAGCCAGCGUCAGGGGAUUGUCCCCUCCAGGGUCUGCUGAACUGUGUGAAGGAGAUCCCAGAGGCCCUGGGCAGGCAUCCUAGCUCAGGAUCUGAGGACCCAUGGCUGCUACAGGAGGAUCCAGGGGUCUGGAAGAGAAAUUCUGGAGGGCCCAAAUGCCUUCAGACCUCUCCCCCCUGCCCUGGCCCUGGAGCUGGCAGUAUGCUUGCUGAGGUGAAGGCAGAGGACAGGUGUGCCCAGAGGCCCCCACUGCCUGCAUCCUGCCAGAUUGGCAGGCAGAGCCACAACCCCUCCACCAGUGGAGACACCAGAGGGGUUCCAGUGCCCCGCUGGGCUCCUACAACUCAAGCCAGCAGGACCUCAAGUUCACCCCUGGAAGCCCUAGAGGCCUGUCUGAAGGGCAUUCCCCCUGGUGGGCCAUCACCUCCCCAGCCCCUGGCCACUUCUUGGUCCUGGAGCCCCCAGCCAGGAGAUGCUAGGUCUCAGAGGCCUGAGCUGCAGCCCCAGGGAUCAUACAGUGAAGAGGCCACCAGGGAGCCACUUCCACCUCUGGGCUUGCGGAGCUGCAAGAGAGAGGGCCCCAUUAGACCUGCAGCUGGCACUCCCACCAGCUUUUCCUCAGCCAGCAGCACCGAUGGUGACCUGGAUUUCGGGAGCCCUGGGGGCAGCCAGGGGCAACAGCCUAGAAAAGGAUAUGCACUGGGAAGCUCCCCACUGCAGAGCCUAGAAAACUGUCUCAAAGAGAUCCCCAUUCCCAGGCCACAGCCUGCCUGGUCCUGUUCCUCAGCCAUGGGCAGGGUUGUGAGGAGAGUGGAACCCCGGAGCUGGACAGCAGACAAGGAAGGACUAAAAAACGAGGUUUGUGAGGCAGCCCGUCUCAGACAGGGUGGGGGACAAGUGCCCACCAGGAGCCUCCAUCUGGCCAGCUCACAGGCUUUUACCUCCAGCUCUACUGCCACUUGCCCCCAGCCAAAGCUCAAAGAUCUGGGGGCCACCAGGCCAGGACCAUGGAGGUGGCUACAAGAUGGGACAGCCACCAUGCCCUCCCCACUGCACUGCCUGGAGAGCUCUCUGAGAGGAAUUUUGCCUGUGAAACCCUUGCGCUUUUCCUGCCUGGUUGGCACUGGCCCCAGCCCCAGCCCCUGCUCCAGCUCGAGCCUCAGCAGCUCUGAUGGAGAAGACCCCAAGCUAGAGCCUGAGCUCUGGCAGCCCCCGCUCCAGGAGAGAGACCACCUUCCUAGCUGCAAGCAUCCCUUUCCUCCGUCCCCUGUCCCCGGAGGGUCCCCCAGAGGCAGCAUCAACAGCUGCAUUGGUGAAGACCUUGAGAGAACAGAGUCCAAGGACUGCAGCAGUCUCAGUACAGGAAAAGUAGAAGAAGGGACAGGAGACAGAUCCCAGUCACCCAGGAGGAAAGAGAGUGCAGAGAGUGCUGGUCAGCCCGGCCCUCUCCACAGUGGAGGAGAAGGAGGCCAGAUUGGAACAUCCCCAUGCCACUCCCAAGCCUUUCUUUCUGCAAAGGCAGCUGGGCAUCCCUGGCCUGCACCUAGGCUGGAGGAAAGUCCUGGGCCCACGGGUAAAGAAGAACCUGGGGUCCUGGAACCCAGACACGGAAGACCCAGUGUUGUAGCCAGAACUCAAGGGAGGCUGCUCUCAAGGGACCCACCAGAGCCACCCAGCAAGUCUCCCCAACCCACAGCCAUCUCUCCCCCAUGGUCAACCACCUCUCCCCAGCCACUGUGCUCCUGUGGAGGAUCCCUUCAGCAGGAACUGCACAGCCUUGGUACUGCCCUGGAGGCAAAGCUGGACCGGCUUGCUGCGGCCCUGACAGGCCUGGCUCAGGAAGUAGCCACCAUGAGGACCCAAGUGGAUCGGCUGGGUAGGCGCCCACGGGGCCCUGGAUCAAAGGGCCAGGCUUCCUGGCCAUGGACCCUCCGCUGGGCCAGUGGCCCUGGUCACAGACACUUGCCCUACUGGAGACAGAAGGGCCCCACCAGGCCUAAACCAAAGAUCCUGCGGGCCCAGGCAGAAGGUGGCAGAGCUGCUGACCUUCCAGGACUCUCCAGAGGGAAGGCCCACGUGGUGUCUACACUGCCUGCAGGAGCUCCCCUGACAGAACUUUCCAAUCCCAAUUGUAGCCUGGCCCAGCAGCCCUCAUCUUCGGUACCCAGCUGCCAUGCUGUGCUGAUAGGGCACCCCCUCAGACACACUGGACACCACCAGAGCCCCACCUCUCCUUUAGUGCCUGCUCCCUUGUCCCCGCUAGUGACCUUGCCUGCAACCAGUGCAGAUGCUAAGCUGCUGGCUGUAGGGGCAGCACCAGUCAGGGUCCCAAACCAACCCAAAUCGCCAAACAGCUUGCUGGGGGGAGCCUUCCAUGAGGGCCUGUGGGGGGAACACAGGGACCCGAGGUGGGGGGCCCAUUAAUUGUACUGUUCAUCAGCUCAGCCUUCUUGAUGCCCCAGCAUCUACCCCAGGCUGCGCUCUUCUUGUGGUCACAUCUCCCUCCUCACCUGCUCUACUGACCCUUCCAGUUGCUGGAGUUCAACCCUUUGCCUUCAUUGCACCAGAACCCAGUGGUAUCUGCUUAUGAAGCAGCCCUCUUCCCAUGGGGUGGGGUGGGGAGCCUUCCUAUCUACACCUCAUGCUUUCUUGGCUCAGGUUCAAUCAGAUCCUCUCCUCUAUUCUCACCAGAACCAUCUGGCUCUGGGUGGGCAGUGUGUGAAUAUCACACAUGAACAUAACCAGCUGCAGGGUGGCCACAAAGGCACCUCUAUCCACCUGCCCUCCUGAUCUCAGCAACAUGGAGGGCUGGCCCAUGCCUUCCUGGAGUAAAUACUGCACAAUCUCAUUUGGGGAGACCUACUCUAAAACAUAUUAACUGCUAAGGAAAGGUUCUUGUCUCCUAUAGAAAGGUACUCAGUGGAGCCCACAUUGGGGAAUGGCUGAUUGGGUUGUGCCACCAGUACAGUGGGAACAAGGCCACCUCAAGGGACUGUAGCAGUGUGCAACUAGGCUGGGGGAAAUGCCACAUGGCUCCCUGGGAGAGCUGUCAGUCUCCUAGGAUUGCACAGUGCCACAGACUUAACCAGUCUGAGCAGCUUAAACCAGAAAUCCAAACUCAAGGUAUUAUCAGGGUUGAUUCUUUCGUGGACUGUGAGGGAGGGAUCUGCCCCAGGUCUCUGCCCAUAGAUGGCUGUCUCCGUGUUUACGCGAUAUACAUCUGUCUCCAAAUGCCACUUUGUUAACAGGGCACUAAGUUGCAUUGGAUAGGGUCUACCCUUUCACUUGAUUCUGUCAGAGACCCCUCCAAGUACUGAUGCACUCUGAGGUACUAAGGGUUAGAACUUCUGCAUAUAAAUGGGAGAAGGCCAUUCAUCCCAUAAUGCAGGUAAAGGCAUCAUUUACCUUGGGUUUGGCUUGGGAGAAGGGAUAAUGUCACUCAGCCUGCUUCUUUCCUAGCAACUGGACUACACCUGCCCUCAGUCCCAUUGGCCAAUACUUGGAGUGUUGGUGCUGCCCUGCCUGCAUUUACUUGCCUCAUUGUCCUUCCCCAGUGCCAUAGUUCAACCUGAGUUCUUAUUUAACCUGGGAUUUUCAAGAACUGAAUAUGCACAUAGUACCUGAGGAGGCCCAGCCUACUGUGGGUUGGCACAGCUAGCUGUGCCAUGAAGAUGGGGGACUGUAGGAUGGAUGCCAGUGCUGAAACCCAGGGUAACAUGAGGCCUCUGUACAAUGACCACAUGAGCAGCAUUGCCUGCUUAGUGGUUCUCUAAAGUCAGGGUCACUGGAGACACUGAGGGUGUGAGUUGGGGCAGGUAGCCCUGCCUGGAGUUUGGGAACUGUGACCUCAGGCAGGGCAGACACUGUCAGAAAGGGUUAUUCAGGUGUUUUCAGGACUAGAGCAAGUCCCAUUACUGCCUGGAAAUGGGUGUUCAUAAGCAGAAUGCUGAUUGAAGUAAGUGGCCUAGCUUGAAGCCAGCUGGCAGUAAAGAACAGAAAGGCCACAGCUUCCACCCCCUCCCCCAGGAACUCGGUGGGUUCAGCGCCCUUUUCACAUAGGCAGAGACAUGCUGGGUUCUUUCAGCACCAAUAGAAAGGGAUAGAACCAAGACUCAGGAAGUCAGGGAGAGGCCUCCCACAUAGGUGGCCCUUGCUGGAAGGAGAGUUCUCUGUCUACCUGCCUGGGUGGCCCUCUGUUGUCAGUUCAGUAUGAGCAGGUUUGCCGUAUACCUCAAUGGCAUGUCCAGGUGGUUUGGCUCUAUGGCCUUACAGAUACCCUGAACACACCUGUGCAGCAGGUACAAGUGGGUGGACAUGCCUAACCUCACACAACUCUUAGAAGGGCUGGGAAAAGAGUUUGGCUCAGUGUGGCCCCCAUGUGUGGCACAGCCAUCUAUGAGGCACAACUGCCUCCUCCCACCUGGGCCUCUGUGUGACAUGGCAGUCAAGCCCAUCUGUGUGGUCCAUAUCCAGUGGGACUGUAUAAUACAUUGAAAGAAAGGUUUAAGAUUGUGGAAUAUGAGUAAUAAGUGGCAAGAAGCUCUGCAAUGUGCAGCUCUGUUUGUCCUGCAGGGAGUUGGUCUUCAGGCCCCACCACUGCCACAACUAACUGAAAAGCCUAGAAUCAUUG